Linum trigynum is the source of this 990-nucleotide messenger RNA. NCBI's taxonomy places the organism in Eukaryota, Viridiplantae, Streptophyta, Magnoliopsida, Malpighiales, Linaceae. The record is from the annotation of a GenBank genome assembly.
ACCCGCCACUCAAUUAAACCCGAACCAGGAAAACCCGAAAAAACAGAGAGAUCGGAGAAAAUGAGGAACGAGAAGGUUACAUUGAAGAAGAAGAUUAGAGGAAUCAAGCUUGGGAGGAAAGUAGGGACGGCGUUCAGGUGGGUAAUCCGACCGAGAAGCGCGAUUCGAUCGAUGAGGAACCCGAUUUCGGGGAUUCUGUCGAUGAUCCGGGUCCUGCAGAGGAGGGCUCUGGAAACGGUGAAUGUUUCGGGUCGGAGGGAUUGCGUCCAGCUGGGCCGGGUCAAACCGGUGGAGGAUUCGCCGCCGCCGAAGGGCCACCUGGCGGUGUACGUGGGCGAAUCCGACGACGACACGAGGCGGGUCGUGGUGCCGGUGAUUUACUUCAACCACCCGCUGUUCGGGGAGCUGCUGGAGGAGGCAGAGCGGGUUUACGGGUUCGACCGGCCGGGCGGGAUCAGCAUCCCGAUCGGGUAUUCAAAGUUCGAGAAGGUGAAGAUGAGGAUCGACGCCUGGGACGGCGGGGUUGACCGCCGCCGGCGGGCGUUUCUGCCGGCGGUGCGGUUUUAGUUUAGAUUAGAUUGGAUGGAUUCGGUAUUAUCAGGAGAUUUUAUCUUAAUUCCUUCUUCAUCUUUUUUUCAUUAUUAAUUUUCUAAAUGAUGAUGAUCUGUUAAUAGUAAGGGUUUGUGGAUUCAUCUGGAUUUGGAAAUGGAUAAUGGAGAUGGCUUAUGGUGGAAAAUACAUUAUAAUUAGCUAAGUACGUUUAAUUUCAUAAAUGGAAAAAAAUCAAUGGUUUUAAGUACGUUUCUUUCCACUCCCAUUGAAUUACAAUAACCAGCAUAAUGAGCAUCGGAAAUGUGAUUAAAUUCCCUAAGUUAGAUUAAUUAGGAGGUGGUGAUACAGUAAACGAACGGCAGAUCAAUUAGAGAAUGGAGUGAAGGUGGUGGUUGGGCUACGAAACCACGGAAAGGGAAAUAAAGAAUUUGUUAUGUG